CAAGCAACAUAGUUCAUUCAGGUUCAUUCGCCCGAGUGCUAAGACAAAGUUGUGGUGAUGGAGCAGCUCAAAAUGGCACUCAAUGUCCAUACCCGAUGCUGGAAGGAGUCGAAAUAUCCUUUUGGUUAUCCCGGUUGAUCGAGAACCAAAAUGGCAGAAAUCCGCAUCAAUAACGAAAUACUUGCGACGGUCAAGGAUAAAGUUGUCGUACUUACCGGCGGCGGAAAUGGCAUUGGUGCCGCGACUGUCACCAACCUUUUCCACGCUGGCGCUCAUGUUUUCUACUGUGACUGGGACGAAAAGCAUGGUAUCGAGCUUGAUAGGUCAUUGAGAUCCGGUGCGCAGUCGGGAAGCGGUUCGUCAACGUUUAUGAAGGCGAACGUUACCGACUACGGAGCGCAGUUGGCGCUGUUUGACGCUGCGUUUGACAAACAUGGAAGAAUAGAUAUGGCCAUUUAUUGCGCAGGGAUUACGGACCCAAGAGGAUGGCUGGAUGUUAAGGAGUUGGAUUUGAAAAGCGUGAGGAAGGUUCCCCAACAGCUGAUCAAUGUCCUCGACGUUAAUCUUACCGGCUGUCUUUACUUCUCCCGCAUAGCGCUUGCGUAUUUGAAAGAGGACGCCGCAAUCACCCCGGAAAGUUCCAAGUCUCUGACUUUCAUAUCCUCCGUAGCGGGAUUCAAAGAGACUCCGGGGGUGAUCGCCUACUCUGCCAGCAAGCACGGCAUCAUUGGCCUGAUGCGCUCCCUUCGUAUGACGAGUGUCUCGGAAUUUAAUGUCCGAGUGAAUGCAAUUUGCCCCUGGGCGACGGACACCCAGAUCUUCAAAGGUCUAACCGAUUCUUGGAGGAAUAAUAACCUACCGUUCAACACCCCUGCGGACGUUGCACGUUUAAUUCAACACGUGGCUGCAGACCCGGAGCUCCACGGCAAAGCGGUCUUUGUAGGUGGGGGAAAAGGGUUUGAUAUUGAGGAGGGUAUUAAUCGACUUGAACCAGAGUGGCUAGGGGAGCAGCAAGCGCGAGAGCUCAACAGAGGACAGCUGACGCUGGGAAAGGGAACCGGCUGGCUCAAUAAUGAAUAG
This is a messenger RNA of Coccidioides immitis RS, 1080 nucleotides long. Its product is annotated as 3-hydroxyacyl-CoA dehydrogenase. Gene Ontology annotation, cellular component: cytoplasm. NCBI's taxonomy places the organism in Eukaryota, Fungi, Ascomycota, Eurotiomycetes, Onygenales, Onygenaceae. Gene Ontology annotation, molecular function: oxidoreductase activity, acting on the CH-OH group of donors, NAD or NADP as acceptor. The record is from RefSeq and is a predicted model, not a curated record. Bases 151 to 1080 code for a protein of 309 amino acids. The transcript is spliced from 4 exons.